This is a messenger RNA of Fopius arisanus, 718 nucleotides long. RefSeq lists its product as uncharacterized. Bases 71 to 601 code for a protein of 176 amino acids. NCBI's taxonomy places the organism in Eukaryota, Metazoa, Arthropoda, Insecta, Hymenoptera, Braconidae. The record is from RefSeq and is a predicted model, not a curated record. The transcript is spliced from 4 exons.
UCGAUAUUCCAAUUGCAGUGUCACUUGUCACUUUUAAACUACAACGAACAGUUCAAAAACUCAAUUCAACAUGAAUUCAUUUUUCCUGAUAGUUUUUGGUGCUUGCCUUGUGCACCAGGGAAGCAGUGUGGGCUACUGGGUAAAUAUCGUGACAGUUACAUCUAUUAUCGACAAUGUCAGCGUUAAAACCGACAAUUCCAACAAGACCAUAAUUGUCGUGAACAAAGACCGAACUGGUUAUACGUUCAAAGCAAGUAUUCUACAAAAUGUGUUCACGGAGAAAGGACCGGUAGAAGGAGUCGUUUGUGAUACUGAUCCUAAUCCAAAUCAGGCUUUCAUUAUUAAAAUUCUAUUUGAUCUCGUAGGAGCUGAUGGCUGUCCCGUCGCUGUUGGGGAGUAUCCAUUAAUCUCAGAAUUAAUCUAUAGGACUGACACUUUUACCCUUUUAAAAAAGGGAUUUCGUGAUGCAUCUUUAAGGAUCGGUAUCAAAAGUCACGGAAAUGAAAAUGCCCAGAAAGAUGAUAUAAUUAUUUGGGGCCAUAUAAAUGAGCUCACCGAUUCGGAACUAGAUGCUUUGGGUAAGAAGAAGGAAGAGAAGUAAUCCGUCACUUCCUACUUUAUUUAUCUCUAGUGUUUAUAAUAAUUGCAUUCUACUACAGAAAGAAUUCUAUCCUCAAUACUUUAUCUUGUUCUUCAAUAAAAUUGAUGAUUGCCUGAA